Molecule: messenger RNA, 1214 nt
Organism: Bicyclus anynana (squinting bush brown)
Lineage: Eukaryota; Metazoa; Arthropoda; Insecta; Lepidoptera; Nymphalidae
Exons: 3
Coding region: 1-1119 (372 amino acids)
Molecular function (GO): metallopeptidase activity
Source: RefSeq, a predicted model, not a curated record
AUGGGAUCGGCGUCAAAGACGAGGUCACUCAUCCGCAUCGUGACAAAUACAUUAGAGUACUGUGGGAUAACAUUCAGCCCGGCUUCCUUUUUGUAUCUUACUUCUUAUUUGAUUGUUAUAUUGUUUGUUUCCUUGUUUUGUGGUGUACAAAGUGUUAUAAUCUAUUAUUUGAAUUCACCAGCAUACCGACAUUUGUAUCAUAAGCAAGCAGAGAUACAAUCCAAGACUCUAGUUGAAUACGAUCCUUUGAGUGUGAUGCAGUUUCACGAUCGAGCUUUCAGCAAGAAUGGACGUGCCACUAUAGCACCUUUGGAAUCUGGUUUACUGAUUUCCCCAUCGGAAACAUUGUCACAACUUGAUAAAAUGCGUUUAAAUAUGUAUUUUGGCCACGAAUGUAAUAAAAGAAAAGUGUCUAACAUAUUACAAACAUGUAAAAAAUCAUUGAAGUACGUAGAAAAAGAUGACGAACCCGAUGGAGAAGAUGAAAAAGUUACAAGUAAUGGUGAUGAAAAUGAAGGUGAUCGAAAUCCAAAGGUUGAAACAGCAAACGAUGAAGACGUGAAGAUAGUAUCAGUAGAAACAAUCACAAAUCAUCCGGGACAUCGAGUAAAAUUUGUUGAAGGUGAAAUCAUAGUUAUAAGUGACGAAGUUAACGAGAAAGAUGAUGAUAGACAAUAUGAAAAUAAAGUAGAAGAACACACUGCACAAUAUGACGGUGAGCUAGAAGAAAAACGAUCAGAUGAAGUAGGCGAAGAAAAAACCGAACAGCAUGAAACACGAGAAGAAGAUGUUAGCCAAACCAAAGAUAACAGUGAACAAAGAAAACUCGCAUAUAGUGAAAGUGAUGCAGAAGAAAAUAAAGAAAGCACCUAUAUUGAAAAGUCUACAGAAGAAGUCAUAAAUAAGGACACUGGAAGGACUGGUGAAAAAAAAUUGAAUUCUGCAAAGAAACAGCUUCAUGAAAGUGUGUUUGGAAAUAAUGUCACAGACAAUACAAGGAAGAACGUUAAAGAGGCAAAUGAAACAAAAAAUGGUAAUGAAGAUAGAAAUACAGUUGGAGCUUAUAAUAAGUCAUCAGAAAGUGAUAUUGAAUCAAAUAUCACGAAAAAUUUAGUUUAAUGCAGUUUUACAUUGGUAUAUAAUGAAAAUCGGUUCAAUAAAAUAAGCAAUUCCAUACAUAUGCUCUCUAUAAACAAAAGAAAUGAAAAUAAAUU